AUGGACUCUAAAAAGUUUUCAAUGUUUUUUGGUGAUGUGCCAGUAUUUACUAUUCCAGGCAGAACUUUUCCAGUCGAUGUAUUGUGGAGUAAAACUCCCUGUGAAGACUAUGUAGAUAGUGCAGUAAAGCAAAUCUUAUCAAUUCAUGUUACUCAAGGCGAAGGUGAUAUAUUGGUAUUUAUGACGGGUCAAGAGGAUAUUGAAACUACCUGUGCUACAGUCGAGGAGCGUAUUAAACAGUUGGGUUCUUCUGCACCACCACUUACAUUAUUACCCAUCUAUUCUCAAUUACCAUCUGAUAUGCAAGCUAAAAUCUUUGAAAAGGCCGACAAAGGUUCAAGAAAAUGUAUUAUAGCUACCAAUAUUGCAGAGACAUCCUUAACUGUAGAUGGUAUUCUUUAUGUAAUCGACACUGGCUAUUGUAAACUAAAAGUAUAUAAUCCAAGAGUCGGUAUGGACUCUCUCCAAGUCACACCAAUUAGUAAAGCCAAUGCUAAUCAACGUUCAGGUAGAGCUGGUCGUACUGGUCCAGGUAGAUGUUAUCGUCUUUAUACCGAAUCUGCUUACAAACACGAGCUAAUGGAUAACAACAUACCCGAAAUUCAACGUACCAAUCUCAGCAAUGUAGUAUUAAAUUUAAAAUCAAUGGGUAUCGAAAAUUUAUUAGAUUUUGAUUUUAUGGACCCACCUCCACAAGAUAAUAUUUUAAAUUCAAUGUAUCAACUUUGGGUUUUAGGUGCAUUGGAUGACUCUGGCAAAAUCACAGAACUAGGUCAAAAGAUGGCAGAGUUUCCAUUAGAUCCCCCACUUUCUAAAAUGGUUAUUAUAGGGGAAAAAUUAGGAUGUGCUGAUGAUAUUGUAACUGUUGUUUCCAUGCUUUCUAUUCCAUCAGUUUUCUAUAGACCAAAAGGUGCCGAAGAGGAGAGUGAUGCAUCAAGAGAGAAGUUUUUCGUACCAGAAAGUGAUCAUUUAACAUUACUUCACAUUUAUCAACAAUGGAAAAUAAAUCAAUUCUCAUCACAAUGGUGUGCAGAACAUUUUAUUCAUGUCAAAGCUAUGCGUAAAGUUAGAGAAAUUCGUGGUCAACUUUUAGAUAUUAUGAAGCAACACCACAUGAAAAUCGAAUCGUGUGGUAGUAACUGGGAUCUUAUUAGAAAGGCCAUUACCUCAUCCUAUUUCCAUCACUCUGCUAAAAUUAAAGGUAUUGGUGAAUAUGUUAAUAUGAGAAAUGGUAUGCCAUGCUUCCUUCAUCCAACUAGUGCGCUCUAUGGUUUAGGCUAUGCCCCAGACUACAUUGUUUAUCACGAAUUGGUUAUGACAUCUAAAGAAUAUAUGCAAGUCGUUACAGCAGUAGAUGCCCAAUGGUUAGCAGAAAUGGGUCCAAUGUUUUUCUCAAUUAAAAAAUCACUUAAAGAUAAAAAAAGAAAAUUGGAUAAAAUAGAGGAUAAAAUAGAGGAUAUAAAUGAAAAAGAUAAGGAUAAAGAUGAAAACGAUAAUCAAAAAGAAAUUUUAGAAAAUCCAAUUAAAAAAAUAGGAAAUAAAUUAUUAUCAACCUCGACAUCAGUGGUUACCUCUUCAAAUAAUAGCAACUCUACAAAUAAAUCAAAAGAAAAAACUACGAGUAAUAAUCCGAGAAAAACUAAAAGAUUUGGUUUAUAA
Molecule: messenger RNA, 1659 nt
Organism: Dictyostelium purpureum
Lineage: Eukaryota; Evosea; Eumycetozoa; Dictyosteliales; Dictyosteliaceae
Exons: 1
Coding region: 1-1659 (552 amino acids)
Biological process (GO): mRNA splicing, via spliceosome
Cellular component (GO): spliceosomal complex; intracellular anatomical structure
Molecular function (GO): RNA binding
Source: RefSeq, a predicted model, not a curated record